Peronospora matthiolae is the source of this 1005-nucleotide messenger RNA. Lineage: Eukaryota; Oomycota; Peronosporomycetes; Peronosporales; Peronosporaceae. The record is from the annotation of a GenBank genome assembly.
AUGUUGGAUGAUGAAGAUUACCAAAGCUUUCACGCUACGCGCGACGGCUACUCCUAUUUGAGCGAUGUCGAAUGGGAUGCGGUUGAACGGAUGGGUUCAACCAUAGGCAUCCAUGCUGUUAGCGUCCUGCUAGAGGCUCUCAAUAGAGAUGCCCAACAUGCUACUAUCGCCAAGUUCACUCAAAAUGAACUUGACGCUGAACACGAGAAAGUAGCCUUGCUUCACCAACAAGGCUCUCAACAAUCAGAGUUGUUGAGAGAACAGGGUGCUCACCAGUUUGAACUGUUGAGACAGCAGCAGGCUGCUGCUGGCGGGUCGAUGCACUCGCGUCGACCUGAGACAUUGAAGAUUGACAUCUCCAAGUAUAGGGGAGUCGAAGAGGACUCCCUCUUGAGAUGGUUCGUCGAAUUGGAUGACGCCAUAAGGGCGCGUCGCAUCGACGAAGGGGAUAUGCAAGUUGCAUUUGCCCAAUCAAAUCUGACAGGACGUGCCAAGACUUGGGCUUUGGGGCUCAAGUUGCACGACCCAUAUGCGUUUGGGUCGUUGGAAGUCUUCAAGUCGCGGCUCAGACAAACGUCUGAACCGCCUAGAGCUGAGUUCAGAGCUCGAACCGAACUCUUGAAUCUCAAGCAGGGUAAGCGUGAUGUGCACGCUUACGCGCAACAUAUACGACAUCUCACGAGUUGUAUAAGUUCCAAUCCGGUGGAUGAACACACGUUGGUUUCGGUGUUCAUGCAGGGUCUUGCGGAUGGUCCCGUCAAGACUCACCUGUUCCGACUUGAACUAGAUUCACUAGAACAAGCCAUUUCCAUUGCGGAACAGGAAGACUUCAAUCUGAGACAGGCUCGCGCCAGCUCGACAUCAUAUCGUCAACCGAGACGAUAUGACAGCGGAGGUUCAGAGCCGAUGGAACUCUGCUAUGUAGAGAGCGAGAAGGCUCGCUCUACAGGCUACAAGAAGUUGCAACAGAUGUCAAAAGACAGGACACUACGCUUACGAGUGUAG